Messenger RNA from Oryza brachyantha (malo sina), 3684 nucleotides. RefSeq names its product homeobox-leucine zipper protein HOX10. The record is from RefSeq and is a predicted model, not a curated record. The coding region runs from base 716 to 3235 and encodes 839 amino acids. NCBI's taxonomy places the organism in Eukaryota, Viridiplantae, Streptophyta, Magnoliopsida, Poales, Poaceae. The transcript has 19 exons. Gene Ontology annotation, molecular function: DNA binding; lipid binding; DNA-binding transcription factor activity.
GUAUAUAGGUGGUGCAGGUGCAGUACUGUGCGAGCUAUAGCUAGCUGCUCGCCUCGCCGUCCGGGCUCGCGCGCCAUUGGCACAGUGGAGUGGAGGUGGAGGUGGAGUCGAGCCGAGUGGAGCAGUGCAUGCGCGUGCUGCUGCUGCUCGCCAUCGUCUCUCUCUCUCUAUCCUGCGACUGCUCCAUCCACAUCUCUGUCUGUCUCCGCUUUAAAGCUGUCACCUUUUCCUCUCCUCUCUCUCUCUCUCUCCCGUGCUCUCCCCCUCUCCGUCUCCUCAAUUACGACGCCGCAACCAGCGAGACCCCCCCCCCCCAACCCUAGCAAGCACUACGGCGCGGGGCGCGGAGUAGAGCGGCAGUAGCUUCUCGCUGCCCUGCUCACCUGUCCGGCCCGCUCUCCCCUUCGAUCCGUCGCUUGCCGUGUCGUGCUGGGGCCAAUCCGAGCGUGGUGCGCGGCGGCGAUCGAUGGGUGGGUUUGGUGCCGGGGGGAGGCUGUGAGGGUGCCUCCGGCGGCGCUCCCCUCCGCGCCUGCCGGCGAGGGGGGAUCGGUUCCGGCUCAAAAGGGAUCUAGGCGAGCUGUAAGUUGAAGUGUGGGCUAAGAGCCGCGUUCAAAUUGUGUGAGAAGGGAACGAUUCAUUCGCAGGAGGCAGUGGACUCUACUCCUGUGUUUGUGCUUGCCUGGAUACUUUGCAAGUUUGCAUUGGUGAGGUAGCAAUGGCUGCGGCAGUGGCGAUGCGAGGGAGUAGCAGUGAUGGAGGUGGGUUUGAUAAGGUUUCUGGGAUGGACUCGGGUAAAUAUGUGCGCUACACGCCCGAGCAGGUGGAGGCGCUCGAGCGGGUGUACGCCGAUUGCCCCAAGCCAACCUCCUCGCGCAGACAGCAGCUGCUGCGUGAGUGCCCUAUACUUGCCAACAUUGAGCCAAAGCAGAUCAAGGUCUGGUUCCAGAAUAGAAGGUGCCGCGAUAAGCAGCGGAAGGAGUCUUCACGUCUUCAGGCUGUGAACAGAAAAUUGACUGCAAUGAACAAGCUUCUUAUGGAAGAGAAUGAGCGACUCCAGAAGCAGGUCUCCCAAUUGGUUCAUGAGAAUGCUCACAUGCGACAGCAGCUGCAGAAUACUCCGUUGGCAAAUGAUACAAGCUGUGAAUCAAAUGUGACUACCCCUCAAAACCCUCUAAGGGAUGCGAGUAACCCCUCUGGGCUCCUUUCUAUUGCAGAGGAGACCUUAACAGAGUUCCUCUCAAAGGCUACUGGUACAGCUAUUGAUUGGGUCCAGAUGCCUGGGAUGAAGCCUGGUCCGGAUUCGGUUGGUAUUGUGGCCAUUUCGCAUGGUUGCCGUGGUGUUGCUGCCCGUGCCUGUGGUUUGGUGAAUCUAGAGCCAACAAAAGUGGUGGAGAUAUUGAAAGAUCGUCCAUCUUGGUUCCGUGAUUGUCGAAACCUGGAAGUCUUUACAAUGUUUCCAGCAGGAAAUGGAGGAACAGUUGAACUUGUCUACACACAGUUGUAUGCUCCAACAACUUUAGUCCCUGCACGUGAUUUUUGGACGCUACGGUACACAACCACAAUGGAAGAUGGCAGCCUUGUGGUCUGUGAGAGAUCUUUAAGUGGUACGGGGGGAGGUCCAAGUGCAGCCUCUGCACAGCAAUAUGUGAGAGCAGAAAUGCUUCCAAGUGGAUAUCUAGUUCGCCCAUGUGAAGGUGGGGGGUCAAUUGUGCACAUAGUGGACCAUCUGGAUCUUGAGGCAUGGAGUGUGCCUGAGGUGCUUCGGCCGCUCUAUGAAUCUUCAAGGGUCGUUGCUCAGAAAAUGACUACUGCAGCCCUCCGGCACAUCAGACAAAUUGCUCAAGAAACAAGCGGGGAAGUUGUGUAUGCUUUGGGGAGGCAACCAGCAGUCCUACGGACUUUUAGUCAACGGCUGAGCAGAGGCUUUAAUGAUGCCAUUAGUGGUUUCAAUGAUGAUGGAUGGUCUAUAAUGGGUGGAGAUGGCGUUGAAGAUGUAGUCAUUGCUUGCAACUCAACUAAGAAAAUUAAAACUGGCAGCAAUGCUUGCAUUGCCUUUGGAGCCCCUGGAGGCAUUAUAUGUGCUAAGGCAUCGAUGUUACUGCAGAGUGUUCCUCCAGCAGUACUGGUUCGAUUUCUAAGGGAGCAUAGAUCUGAAUGGGCUGAUUACAAUAUUGAUGCAUAUUUGGCUUCAACACUGAAAACAAGUGCAUGUUCGCUUCCUGGGUUGCGGCCCAUGAGAUUUUCUGGGAGCCAAAUCAUCAUACCACUUGCCCACACAGUGGAGAAUGAGGAGAUUCUCGAAGUUGUUCGCCUUGAAGGUCAGCCUCUUACUCAUGAUGAAGCUCUUCUUUCAAGGGAUAUCCACCUGCUUCAGCUCUGCACUGGAAUAGAUGAGAAGUCUGUGGGAUCCUCCUUUCAGCUUGUCUUUGCACCAAUUGAUGAUUUCCCAGAUGAAACUCCGUUGAUUUCUUCUGGUUUCCGUGUUAUACCACUCGAUAUGAAAACAGAUGGAGCAUCCUCUGGUAGGACAUUAGAUUUGGCAUCUAGUCUUGAAGUAGGUUCAACCACAACUCAAGCCUCUGGAGAUGCAUCUCCAGAUGAUUGUAACAUGCGAUCUGUGCUGACGAUCGCAUUUCAAUUCCCUUAUGAGAUGCAUCUCCAAGACAGUGUUGCAGCUAUGGCUCGCCAAUAUGUUCGUAGCAUUGUUUCUGCCGUGCAAAGAGUGUCAAUGGCAAUCUCUCCCUCUCAAUCUGGUCUAAAUGCUGGACAGAGGAUAAUAUCUGGUUUUCCUGAAGCUCCAACUCUUGCUAGAUGGGUUUGCCAGAGCUAUCAUUAUCAUCUAGGGGUAGAGCUACUUAGUCAAUCAGACGGUGAUGCAGAACAGUUGUUGAAGAUGCUAUGGCAUUACCAAGAUGCUAUUUUGUGCUGCUCUUUCAAGGAAAAACCGGUGUUUACAUUUGCCAACAAGGCAGGUCUGGAUAUGCUAGAAACUUCCCUUGUCGCCUUACAAGACCUCACAUUGGACAGGAUCUUUGAUGAGCCUGGAAAAGAAGCAUUGUUCUCAAACAUCCCCAAAUUGAUGGAACAGGGCCAUGUCUACCUGCCAUCGGGCGUGUGCAUGUCAGGAAUGGGUCGGCAUGUUUCUUUCGAUCAGGCCGUGGCAUGGAAGGUGCUCGGCGAGGACAGCAAUGUCCAUUGCCUGGCCUUCUGUUUCGUCAACUGGUCCUUUGUGUGACCAUACACCAUCCAUUGUGAAGUGAAGAUUCAUUUUUGCUUGUUCAAGACGGGAGAAAACUGUGAUGUUAAUUAAAAAUCUUGUUUUGGACUAGAUCUAGACCUUGGGAAUCUAGUAGAAUUUGCGAAAAUUCUCGCAUAUGUAAAUCAAAUCUCGCUUCCAUUCUAUCAACUACCCCAGUACCGGGCAGGUGUUUUAGUUUUGGAAAAUUUGCAACCGUGUCAUUAUAAUUUUGCAAAGUUAAAAGUAUGUAACUGGAAUCUUAAUGACAUGUAGGGUCUACAUUAGUCAAUAAUACGUCGGCCAGAAUGAUAUAUCUAUGAUUUCGGGGGUUGCAUCAAUGUAAAAGACCAAACCUGCAGUGUCUAAACUGCAUUGGCAUUGACACUGGCAUGUUUCAUCCAAAAUGCAGUCCAUAUUUCGCUACUAAAUAUUGGCGUCGCCAUUUU